AUGGAUUUCGAAAUGAAUGAUUCUAUUGAAGCAGAGAGACGAAAAUAUAUACUAUUAACAUUAAAUGGAUAACCAGAUGCAAAUAUAAUAAGGUUUAAGUUCUUUUAAGUAAGAUUUUGAUUUAAGUUAGAGAUAAAUUUGUAUGGUUGAUAUCAAAAUGAAAGCAGAGAAUUACUAUCAGAUGAAAAUUCAAUAGCUUAGAUUAUUCACAUAAUAAGGGAUAGAGAUAUUUUAAGAGGAUCUUCCAUAUAUAAAAGAAGGGACUCUUCUGUAUAUAUCAGAUAGUAUGAAUUGUAUCGAAUUUGAUUCUUAGGCAACGAUUUUGAUGCUUAUUCAUAGAUAAGUGUUUACUAAAUAGUAAAAGUAUUAGGUGAAGGUGGAUUUGGGAAAGUAAUGUUAGGUAAACAUAAGGUAACUGGAGAGUAAGUAGCAAUAAAAUUGAUAGAUUCUGGGAAAUUAUGGAAUGCAGAGGAUAUAGAUUUAGUAUUUAGAGAGGCAGAAGUAAUGAAGAAUUUAAGACAUAAUAAUAUAAUAAAGAUAUUGAAUUGUUAUACAUUACCUAAUAUGUAAGUGGUUUUAAUAAUGGAAUUUUUAUAGGGAGGGGAUUUGGUUGAAUAUAUUUAAGGUAUCUUAUAAAAAUGAUUAAAUUUUAAGAGAAGGGAGGAUUAUCAGAAGAGGAAGCAAGAGUAAUAUUUAGAUAGAUUGCAGAAGCAAUUCGUUAUUGUCAUGAUAAAAGAUUGAUUCAUAGAGAUUUGAAAUUAGAAAAUGUGUUAUUAACAUCAAAGAUUGAAAAAAUAAUAAAGAUAAUAGAUUUUGGAAUAGCAACUGUUUCAACAAAUUUUACAAUGGAUAAAGUAGAUAGAGGAUCUUUAAGUUACAUGCCUCCAGAAGUAGUAGGAGGCUAAGCAACUGAAAUAAGACCAUCAAUAGAUAUUUGGGCAUUAGGAGUUAUAUUAUAUGCUCUUGUUUGUGGUUAUUUACCAUUUACUUCUAGAAGUGAUGAAUAAACUAUUGACAAUAUUUUAAAAUGUAAUUAUUCUUUCCCUUCUCAUCUUAUUCUAACUAAAGAAUAUAAAGAAUUAAUUACCUUUUUACUUAAUCCAGAUCAUACUGAAAGAUAUUCAGCUUAUUAAGUAUUAAGUCAUCCAUGGAUGUAAAAAGUAUUAACAUAAUCACCUACUAAAAUGCUUAAUCCACGUACUUUAGCUAAUAAAAAGAAUAAAAAAACUUUGAUUUAAAUGGGUAUUAAAAAAGAAAUCACUAUGGCUGGACCAACUCGUUAUUCUUAGUAACCUUAAAUUAGAGCUGGGGCUACUAUGUUAAAAACUACUUCUAAUUAAGGUUUUGUUUAAGUAGUCUAUGAUCUUUAAUCUAAAAAUCUAUUGGUAAACAAUAUAGUUUAUUGUAAUUAGAAAUAAGAAGAUUAAUCAUCUCCUCGUUCCUCACUUAAUUUCUUUGGUGAUUUAGUUAAUAGAUCUAAUCAAGAAACAGAUCAAAUUAUUACGACAGAAAAACCUUCUAAAACACCUAUUACAAGAAAAUAUUCAGAUUUUAAUCAAAAAUUAAUUGAUAAAAUAUUUUUAGAAGAUUCAAAAAGAGAAAAAAUUAAAUAAUGGAGAAAAAAUUAAGCAAAAAAAUAAGCUAAUCAUAUUAAAUCAUAAUCUCAAGGUUCCAUUGCUAAUUGUGUUUAAAAUAAUUAUUAUUCUGCCAGAAGUUCAAAUAAUUCUCCUCUUUAAACAGCUUCUAGAUCAAGACUCUAAUCUCCAAAUUAACUUUAUAGUUUUAGAAAUACAGCUUAAUCUAAAAGAAAACCUUAAAGUUAACUUGAAAUUCAAACCAUUCUCAAUUUAAGUUAAAAAGUUGAAUGGAAAUAAUUAUUUGCCAGUCCCACAUACUCUUAAAGAAAUACUCCAUUCAAAAUUUAAAAAACAAAUUAACAUCAAGCUGAUUAACUCUAUAAAUUAUAAAUCUAAUUUAAACAUCGUAAAAGAAAUUCAGAUAAUCUCUUACAGAAAUAAUUAAAUUUAAAUAAUAAAGACAUUACCAUUUAGAAAUUAUGCAACAUUAUAUUUUCAGCCAGAGUAAGAGCAAACAAUAAAUGA
This is a messenger RNA of Paramecium sonneborni, 2102 nucleotides long. The record is from the annotation of a GenBank genome assembly. NCBI's taxonomy places the organism in Eukaryota, Ciliophora, Oligohymenophorea, Peniculida, Parameciidae.